Molecule: messenger RNA, 966 nt
Organism: Danaus chrysippus (African queen)
Lineage: Eukaryota; Metazoa; Arthropoda; Insecta; Lepidoptera; Nymphalidae
Source: the annotation of a GenBank genome assembly
UUGGAUUAUAAGGUUAAUGAAGAAGGGGUUUCCUUAAAAAUUGAAAAUUGGAAACGUAGUGUAUCCAAAUUUCUUGAGGAAAAACCACGGCCAAAUCCUUUUAAGGUUAAUUAUCCUGGGGAUGGCUGGGUAAAAGCAUUUUUAAAAAGACACCCUAACAUUGUCCAACGGACUAGUGAAGGAGUUACUCAGUCUAGUGCAAAUGUCUCAGAACAAGAUAUUCGGAAAUGGUUUGCUGAGAUACACCAGUAUUUAGAAGAAAUUGGUCUAUUGCAAUUGUUGGAUGACCGUACUCGAGUAUUCAAUGGGGAUGAAAGUGGUUUUCAGUUGUGCCCAAAAACAGGGAAACUUCUGGAGAAGCUUGCCCACCCAUGGUUGUCUACAACUACCAGCGAAUUCCACAAAAAUUCUGAUGGGAUUCCAAAAGACUGGGGUGAAGGACGAAGUGAUAAUGGGUGGAUGACUUCAGAACUGUUUUUUGAAUAUAUAGGAAAUAUUUUCUACCCGUAUUUACUACAAAAAGGUGUAGCACUGCCAGUCAUAUAUUUUCUAGAUGGAUACAAAACCCAUCUCACCUACUGUGCAAGUAAAUUAUGUAAAGAAUUGGGCAUUGAGCUUAUAGCUUUGUACACAAAUGCAACACACAUUCUACAGCCAACUGACGUAGCUGUUUUUCGGCCGGUGAAGGCGGCAUGGAAAGAUACAGCAAGGACCUGGCUUAUGAAUAAUCCAGGUGAGUCAAUAACAAAAGUUAAUUUCGCUGGUAUCCUUGAUGAAGCUCUUGAAAAAUCUAUAAAGCCUGAAACUUUGAUCAACGGAUUCAAAGCUUGUUGGUUGGUGCCUUUUAAUCCUGAUGCGAUUGAUUACGAAAAAUGUUUGGGCAGCAAUAAACAUAAUCAGACUCAGAACCCCCAACAUCAAGAACGUGUUUUAUCGUUUUCUCAAUUCAGCCAAAUAGUUAUAUAA